AUGUGGACCGAUGACACUGCUCAUUCUGCAACCAAAGUCCCAGAAGGAAAAGGCGACCGACUAAUAAUUUGUCACGCGGGCACAUCUAACGGCUUCGUACAAAUCAGUCUUUUGGCAUUUAAAUCUAAAAAAACGGGGGAAUAUCAUGAAGAUAUGAACGCGGAAGUAUUCACGGAGUGGUUCCAAAAUAUGCUGAAUAAUUUAGAAGAACCAAGUAUCAUCGGAAUGGAGAAUGCAUCAUACCACUCCGUGCAGUUAAAUAAGCACCCCACUAUGUCUAAUAAGAAAAGUGAAUUAAUUGAAUGGCUCAAGGCUAAUAAUAUCGAAGCUGGUGAAUCUAUGUUAAAGGUAAAACUAAUAAACUUAGUGAAAUUGAACAAACCCCAAUCGCCAAUAUAUAUAUUGGAUGAAAUGGCACGAGUAUGUGGUCAUGAAGCCUUAAGGCUGCCACCGUACCACUGCCAGUAUAAUGCAAUCGAACUGAUUUGGGCUCAAGUUAAAGGAUACGCGGCCCGAAAUAAUACUGCCCCACCAUUUACAUCAACGAAAAUGAUGAAGUUGUUGGAGGAGGCAUGUAAUAAUGUCACUGCUGUAGACUGGAAAAAUGUGGUCGAGAAAACAAAAAAUCUUGUGCUGCAUGAUUGGGAAAGAGAUGUAAACAUUGAUAAAUUUAUAGAUUCUCAAUUAAUAAUAAAUGUUAAUGACGAAUCAAGUGAUUCUUCAGAAAAUGAAUCUAUUGUAAAAAUGGAGGAAGAAUAA
Molecule: messenger RNA, 759 nt
Organism: Hyposmocoma kahamanoa
Lineage: Eukaryota; Metazoa; Arthropoda; Insecta; Lepidoptera; Cosmopterigidae
Exons: 2
Coding region: 1-759 (252 amino acids)
Molecular function (GO): nucleic acid binding
Source: RefSeq, a predicted model, not a curated record